Messenger RNA from Stylonychia lemnae, 1113 nucleotides. Lineage: Eukaryota; Ciliophora; Spirotrichea; Sporadotrichida; Oxytrichidae. The record is from the annotation of a GenBank genome assembly.
AUGAUAUAGUCCUAGGAUUUGAGAGUCUCAGACGAUGAGAGUAAAUCCAAAUAAAAUUUAGAACAGGAAAAUCAUAAUUUGACAAAAUAAAGGAUCAAAUUUAAAAUCAAUACUAAUAACAAGUACAAGAAAUUCGCACUUAUAAAAAAUGAUUAUCUGCUAAAAUCAAAUAAAGCUCCAGAUUAUAACCCAUAGGACUAUGUUUUUUAUUCAAGCUUUAACAAUAGAAAUGCUGUGAAAUCUUAGGAAAAUAUCACUGGAUUUAAAACAAGUAUAAGUAGUUAGGUCGAAUUCCUGCCUAUGAUUAAACAACCUUUAAGGACUGAAAAUGAAAUAUUAAAAAACAGUACAGCUAGAUAACUUUCUUACAGAGAAACUGAAACUUCAUCAAUGUUCAGAAUUGACAAGAAAAAGCAGCAAAGAUAUAGACAAUCUUAGAUAGUCUAGGAUGAUAAAACGUAAGAAAUUUUAAGAUUAGAUAUCGACAGAGAAAUAUAGUAAAUCAAAGUUCUAAAACCUAGAAAAUUUGACUCGUAGACAAGUCAAGAAUACAAUUAUGGCGUGGCUACAAAACAAGCCUUAAAUUCACACAAAAAGAAAAAGUCUAAGAAACUUAAACUUGAAGAACUUAAUGCACUUAUAUCAACAAAUGAUAGAAGUGAAAUUGAAUCAGAAAAGCAAAAUCCUUUUCAAUCAAAGAAUAAUCUCUGUAAUGAUUAUAUGUUGAAUGAUUAUACAUCAAUAUCUGGACUAAGCAACAAAAAGAAUUAAAAAUUGACUUAAAAACGAAUUGAGGUAAACACUUAAGUAAUUGAUGUCUACUAUCCAUAAACUAUGAGAUUUCAAAGUCAAUUGUAAAUAAAAAAUUAGAGAAGCAAACGCAAGGAUGAGAGUUAGGCCAAACUAAAGUCAAUACUCUUUGAUGGCCCAACAAAGGCUAAUCUGUAGAAAUUUGGAAUAGACCCUAAGAAAUUUUCAGGUGAAAAAUUUAUACAGAGUGAGUAGGUAUCUCCUGCAAGACUAAUAACAGUUAAUGAACAGCUUAUACAUACGUAAUACAGACUAAGAUAGCUCAGAGAGUUUAGGAAAAACCAGGGCAUCAAAAUACUUUGA